This is a messenger RNA of Drosophila miranda, 530 nucleotides long. RefSeq lists its product as uncharacterized. NCBI's taxonomy places the organism in Eukaryota, Metazoa, Arthropoda, Insecta, Diptera, Drosophilidae. The transcript has a single exon. The coding region runs from base 42 to 401 and encodes 119 amino acids. The record is from RefSeq and is a predicted model, not a curated record.
CUUGAAUCAUUUUUCAGUUGGUCGUCAGCAUCAGGUUUGCAAUGUCCUCAAACAUUACGCUUUACUACUCAGCCGUGGAAGAUAUGUUCAAGGAACUGCUAACAAUAGAGGUGGAACAGUUGGAUACCAAGAAUGUGGAAAAGUCCGAUUCUGAGCCGUUGGUCAACACACCGAGGCGUUGUGUUCCGAGACGUCAGCAUAAUCUGUUUGCCAAGGACUCGACAAGUUUUGUGAUUUGUCGCCGCUCACCGAAGAUCGAAUCAUGCUUUGAGCUUGGGACGGGGUCGGAGCUGUCGUCUAGCAGACGUCGCGAACUCCAAGCCAACCAAGUCCUUCGUUUGCGCAUUGAGAGAACCGAAAAGGAGCUGAAACCACAGCGACGGCUAUCCAUACGGAUUUAAGUGUCGUCCAACGUACUUCUCAUCUGAUCGCAGUGCUUCCGUGUUAGUUUAAAUAUUACUCAUAAGGUUUUCCAGAUAAAUAUAUGCUUCAGUUACUGGAUUCAUUAAAAUUAAAUAACAUUUAGAUGA